This is a messenger RNA of Maylandia zebra (zebra mbuna), 2543 nucleotides long. RefSeq lists its product as uncharacterized. Gene Ontology annotation, molecular function: peptidyl-prolyl cis-trans isomerase activity; protein binding. The record is from RefSeq and is a predicted model, not a curated record. Lineage: Eukaryota; Metazoa; Chordata; Actinopteri; Cichliformes; Cichlidae.
UAGCCAAGACUCUUGCCACUAGGCUAAUCAGAAAGUCAAAAGAACACAGCUAGAGGGAGAAAGACAUUUCGAAAACACACUUUUCUGUUUCCCAGCGUGGCAAUGGAGGAGACAUACCUUCUCAACUAUCCAGGUGUCAGGAAGAAAAUUCUGGCAGGAGGCAGUGGACCGUUGCCUCACUUUCCACCUGGGACAAAGCUGGUUUUCCACUUCCAGACACUGUUGGACAACUUCGAGAGGACAGUCAUUGAUGACAGCCGACUAGCUGGCAGACCGGCAGAGAUCUUUGUCGGAAAGAUGUUUAAGAUGGAAGUCUGGGAGACCCUGUUGACGUCCAUGCGUGUUGGAGAGGUGGCUGAGUUCUGGUGUGAUGCCAUUCACACAGGCUUGUACCCCAUUGUGUCCAAGGGAAUGAGACUGAUCGCUCAAGGGAAAGACCCUCUGGAGGGUCAGAGACACAUGUGCGGAAUGGGAAACCUGUUCCAUUAUCACUCCACGGGUUUCCCGGAGCUGGAUGAGCUGAUGCGGACUCCUCAGCCGCUCAUAUUUAUUAUGGAGCUGCUGCAGGUAGGAGACCCCAUGUCCUACCACAGAGAGUCGUGGAUGAUGGAAAAGGAUGAAAAGCUGCAGACAGUGCCAGUUCUCCACAUGCAGGGCAAUGCUCUGGUCCAACAGAAGAAAUACAGAGAUGCUGCCAGCAAGUACAAAGAAGCUGUCCUGCUGCUAAAAACUGUCCAGUCUAGGGAGAUGCCAGGUGAUAUAGACUACAUUAACCUAGGUCGAAUGAUUGUCCCCCUGGAGCUGAACUACUGCCAGUGUAUGCUGGAGCUGGAGGAGUACUAUGAAGUCAUAGAGCACAUGGAUGAGCUGCUGCAGAAACACAAAGACUGUGUCAAAGGCUACUACAAAAGAGCCAAAGCCCACACUGCUGUGUGGAAUGAAAAGGAGGCCCGGAGAGACUUCAACAUGGUGGCUCAACUUGACAUCACUUUGGCGUCCCUCAUCCAUCGAGAGCUGAAGGCCCUGUCGGAGCGCAUGAAGGAGAAAUAUUGGGAGGAGAAGGAGCAAUACUGGAACAAGCUAGAGAAAAAUGAAAACGCAAAAGAAGUGGGGGAGGCAGAGAGGAAUGAUGAGGAGGAGGAGAAGCAGACAGGAGAGAUAGAAGAGGGAAAACAAGAACAUCUCGAAAGUGUGACAACAGCGGCAAAUGAUAAAGUGGGAGGUGGUUCCAAAGAAUCUCCCCCUGAAUAUGCAGAAGUUCACAAAGAGAACCUCGGGGAAAAUAAGGUUGCACUGACUGAGGGAACAGUUACCAAAGAAGAAGCAGUGAAUUUAAACACUUGCAAUAAAACAGAAGGCAAGGACUGGCAGCAGAUGUUACGACUGGUCAUGUUGCUGCAGAAUGAGGGGAAUUUCCUCAUUAAAGAGAACCACUUUCAAGAAGCUUCUGGAAAGUUCAAGGAGGCUAUAGAAUAUGUGGACUGCCUUCAAAAUAAAGUGGAUCAACAGGGUGAGGACUGGGAUUCGCUGGAGAAAGUGCGUCUUCCUUUGACUCUUAAUUUCAGCCAGUGCAUGCUGGAGCUAAAACAAUACCAGCAAGUUGUGGAGCUCAACACCAAGCUGCUGAAGAAACACAAAGGUAAUUUCAAGGCAGUGUACCAGAGGGCUCGGGCUCAUGCUGCUUUGUGCAAUGAGGAUGAAGCUCGAAGAGACUUUGAUACGGUGGAGAAACUGGACCAGAAGUUUAAACCCUUUGUGCAGCAGGAACUGAGGAAGCUGGGCCAGAGCAUGCGUUCUAUGCAUGCCAGUCAGAACAAGACUUACUGGGAUACAACACAGGAGAAGUGGGAGCCUGGUGGGACCAAGCCCACGAGUGCAGCCAGAAAGAAGAACGUCAAAUUUCCUCCAAAAGCCACAGAAGGAAAAGCUAAAGCAGAUAUUAAUGUAGAUAAGAAGACUGAAGACACUAAGAGCCAGGAGAUGGAAAGCUCAGAGAAAUGCACCCCUGUCGAGACAGAGGGGGUGGAUGGUGCAGAAACAGGGAAAAAUCCAGAUGUGAAAGCAGAGCAGGGUAAUAAAGAGCCAGAGCGUGGGAGAGCGAGUGGAGAGGGGUUAGAUAAUGAAAGUAUAGAGAAGGCCGUGGUUCAUGAAGCUGGGCUGGGUGUACCAGAUAAUCAAGCAAUAGAUAAAGAUAGAGAUCCUGCGCCCGCCAGCUCCGGCAAAGAUAAUGCAGCGAGCAAGAGAUCAGUGCGCGAUAAGGCGAGAAAGAAGGUAAAAUGUCAAUCAAGUGCUGCACCACAGCCAAAGAGAACAAACUCAGGGAACAAAGCCAACAGGGCUAAAACAGAAAAGGGUGGCACUGCAUCAGAAUAGACCAAUGAGCCGUUUUUUCUGCGCUGAAGCAAAGGUUUAAGGUAGAAGUCGAGGGCAGACUGAAUAACAGAGUCAGAAAAAAAAUGACAAGCACACAAGCCUCACAAUGGGACAUACACAAAUCCAAAUAUAAACACAAAAAGAAAAAUUAAUAUAAAACAGCCUGUAUU